UGUAUUGAAUGCUGCAGCCAAACCCUUGCCAUCACAACUCAGAAAUAUUCAUAUUUGAAUUAUUUUUUGAUAAACACGGACAGUCCAAUUUCAGUCACCUCCUCAAUAUGCCCCGAUCGCAAUUGUACAUCUAAAUAAUCAAUUAGUCAUAUGCAGAGGGUUUUUGUUGAAUUGAAUCAGGUUUUGAUCCGAUCGAUUUGUGCAAAUAACUUUGAUAAUAGCUAAAUUAGCCCUAGGGUUUUCAGAUUUGAAGCUCUGGGUGCCAACCAGUCAAGGCAGACACCUCAGCCGUCGUCGUCGGCAGGUGGAAUAUGGUUCUUUCUACGGCCUAGUCCGCCUAAUUAUCACUCGCUUCAGUAUCUCCCACAAGCCCAAAUGGACUUCGUCAGCCGCCACACAGUCAAUUCUUCCGACCCCCACCUGCCUCCGCCCUCAUCAUCUUCUUCAUCUUCGUCCGUCCCACCCGAAGAGCCGGAGUACUUGGCUCGUUAUAUGGUUAUUAAGCACUCAUGGCGUGGCCGUUACAAGAGAAUUCUAUGUAUUUCGACUUACUCUAUUGUUACUUUGGAUCCCGGGACCUUAUCUGUGACAAAUUCGUAUGAUGUGGGUAGUGAUUUUGAAGGUGCUACACCGAUCACUGGGAGGGACGAGAAUUCUAGUGAGUUUAAUUUAAGUUUACGGACAGAUGGCCGUGGGAAAUUCAAGGCUAUUAAGUUCUCAUCAAUUUACAGGGCAAGCAUAUUAUCUGAACUGCAUAGAAUAAGGUGGAACAGGCUUCCCACUGUGGCAGAGUUCCCGGUUCUUCAUUUGCGUCGGAGGACCUCAGAAUGGGUCCCAUUUAAAAUGAAAGUUACACAUGUCGGAGUUGAAGUUCUAGAAUUGAAGUCUGGAGACCUCCGUUGGUGCUUAGAUUUCAGAGAUAUGAAUUCUCCUGCGAUAAUUCUUCUCUCUGAUGCUUAUGGGAAGAAAAAUGUAGAUAACGGAGGAUUUAUUCUUUGUCCUUUAUAUGGAAGAAAAUCCAAAGCUUUCCAGGCUGCUUCAGGGACUUCAAAUGCUGUCAUUAUAUCAAAUUUAACUAAAACAGCGAAGUCUAUAGUUGGUUUGUCAUUAGCUGUUGACAGCUCUCAAUCACUCUACGUCACAGAUUAUUUGAGGCUAAGAGCUAAGGAGGCUGUUGGGGCAGAAGAAACUCCUCUCGGUGUUUGGUCGGUGACAAGAUUGCGAACUUCUGGACGUGGAACACAACAUUCUGCCGGAUUGAGUUUGGCACUUGGUCCAAAAGGUGGACUCGGUGAAGGUGGUGAUGCUGUAUCUCGUCAACUCAUUCUUACCAAAAUCUCACUUAUUGAAAGGCGCCCAGAAAACUAUGAAGCUGUUAUUGUUCGUCCUUUAUCUGCCGUUAGUGCUCUUGUUCGGUUUGCUGAGGAGCCUCAGAUGUUUGCCAUUGAAUUUAAUGAUGGAUGUCCUAUCCAUGUUUAUGCUAGCACUUCUCGUGAUAAUUUACUUGCAGCUGCUCGGGAUGUUUUGCAAACUGAAGUUCAAUGUCCAGUGCCUGUAUUACCAAGGCUAACUAUGCCUGGUCAUUUGAUCGAUCCUCCUUGUGGCAGAGUACAUUUACAAUCUCCACAACAGCCACAACGUGCUGUUGCCGAUAUGGAAAGUGCAACCAUGCAUUUGAAACACUUGGCAGCAGCUGCUAAAGAUGCUGUGGCUGAAGGAGGUUCCAUUCCUGGAUCAAGAGCUAAAUUAUGGCGCAGAAUAAGAGAAUUUAAUGCAUGUAUUCCAUUUGGUGGAGUGCCUCCUAAUAUUGAUGUACCGGAGGUGACUUUGAUGGCCUUGAUUACAUUGCUUCCCGCUGCUCCUAACCUUCCUCCAGAAUCACCGCCCUUGCCGCCACCUUCACCUAAAGCAGCUGCUACAGUGAUGGGUUUCGUUGCUUGCUUACGCAGGUUGCUGUCUUCAAGAAGUGCUGCCUCACAUGUGAUGUCUUUCCCUGCUGCUGUUGGAAGAAUUAUGGGUCUGCUUAGAAACGGCUCCCAGGGAGUGGCUUCUGGAACGGCGGGACUUGUUGCCGUACUUAUUGGUGGUGGCCCAGGGGAUUCAAAUAUAUUAAGAGACACAAAAGGAGAACAACAUGCAACAAUCAUGCACACGAAAUCUGUAUUAUUUACUGAACCCAGUAAUCUAAUUAUCCUUGUCAACAGAUUAAAGCCGAUUUCUGCUUCACCAUUAUUGUCAAUGUCCGUUGUUGAAGUUCUUGAAGCAAUGAUAUGUGAACCACACAGUGAAACAACCCAAUAUACCGUUUUUGUUGAGUUAUUGCGCCUUGUAGCUGGGUUACGCCGUCGCUUGUUUGCGUUGUUUGGACAUCCAGCAGAAAGUAUUCGGGAAACUGUGGCCGUAAUUAUGCGUACAAUAGCUGAAGAAGAUGCUGUUGCAGCAGAAUCAAUGCGUGAUGCUGCUUUACGUGAUGGUGCGCUACUGAGGCAUCUUUUGCAUGCAUUUUACCUUCCUGCUGGUGAGCGACAGGAUGUUAGCCGACAACUUGUGGCUCUGUGGGCGGAUUCUUAUCAACCUGCUCUUGAUUUGUUAUCUAGAGUUCUCCCACCUGGGCUGGUUGCAUAUUUGCACACACGUUCUGAUGGAAUUUCAGCAGAAGAUACAUCUUAUCAGGAAGGUUCCUUAAUGAGUAGAAGACGGAAGCGUUUACUUCAACGGAAAAGGAACCGUUCUGGAAAAGCAAUAUCAUCUCAAGGACAGGUUACAUCUUCUGUUAGUAAUGUUGAAGCUAGUGAUCAAGCACAACCGGCAAAUACUUAUGCAUUCCAAGGGUCAGAUGGUUACCAAAACCAUACAGGUGAAAAAUUUUCCGAGUUAUCUGUAGGGGUCCCACAAAAUGACCAGUCAGCAGCCAUUACUUCUCUUGAUAAUCCUCCCGUUAAUGCAUAUCAGUCGGUCGAAACAAAUGUUACAAGUUCAAUUGAUUCUGAUGUUAGCUCAUCUGAUCCCCAGAAUGCUGGUCUUCCUGCUCCGGCCCAGGUAGUGACUGAGAAUGGAAGUGUGGGAUGUGGAGGAUUACUGUUGAAUUGGCAUGAUUUUUGGAGAGCUUUUGGUCUCGAUCACAACCGUGCAGACUUGAUCUGGAAUGAGCGUACUAGGCAGGAGUUAAGAGAGGCUUUGCAGACUGAGGUUAAUAAACUGGAUUUUGAGAAGGAACGGACUGAAGAUAUUGUCCCUGGAGUUACAUCUACAGAGUCUCUGACUGGACAAGAAAGUGUGUCUCAGAUAUCAUGGAACUACACUGAAUUUUUUGUAAGGUAUCCUAGCUUGGCUAAAGAAGUCUGUGUGGGUCAAUAUUAUUUGCGUCUGCUACUUGAGAGUGGCAGCAGCAGAAGGGCACAGGACUUUCCACUGCGUGACCCUGUUGCAUUCUUUAGAGCACUUUAUCAUCGAUUCCUGUGUGAUGCAGACACUGGGCUGACUGUAGAUGGCGCUGUUCCUGAUGAAAUGGGUGCCUCUGAUGAUUGGUGUGAUAUGGGAAGGUUAGAUGGUUUUGGAGGAGGAGGUGGAUCUUCUGUUAGGGAGCUCUGUGCGAGGGCAAUGGCAAUUGUAUACGAGCAACAUUACAAUGUAAUAGGGCCAUUUGAAGGCACUGCACAUGUUACGGUGCUCGUGGACCGGACUGAUGAUAGAGCUUUAAGGCACCGUCUUUUUCUUCUUUUGAAGGUUUUGAUGAAGGUUCUUUCAAAUAUAGAGGCAUGUGUCUUGGUUGGAGGCUGUGUUCUCGCUGUUGAUUUACUAACAGUAGUUCAUGAAGCUUCGGAAAGAACUGCUAUUCCUUUGCAGUCUAACUUAAUCGCUGCUACUGCUUUCAUGGAGCCUUUGAAGGAAUGGAUGUUUAUUAACAAGGAUAAUGUACAAGUUGGGCCAGUGGAAAAGGAUGCAAUUAGAAGAUUUUGGUCAAAGAAAGAAAUAGAUUGGACAACCAGAUGCUGGGCAUCUGGGAUGCCUGACUGGAAGAGACUAAGAGACAUAAGGGAGCUCCGAUGGGCAAUGGCUGUCCGAGUUCCUGUUCUUACCACUGUCCAGGUAGGAGAGGUGGCACUAUCCAUAUUACACAACAUGGUAGCUGCUCAUUCAGAUAUAGAUGAUGCUGGAGAGCUUGUGACUCCGACACCUAGAGUGAAAAGGAUCUUAUCAAGUCCACGUUGCCUUCCACAUAUAGCGCAGGCAAUGCUUUCUGGUGAACCAACCAUUGUUGAGAAUUCUGCUGCUUUGUUGAAGGCUGUUAUUACGAGGAAUCCCAAGGCGAUGAUAAGAUUGUACAGUACAGGCGUGUUUUAUUUUGCCCUGGCAUAUCCUGGUUCUAAUCUUCUUUCGAUCGCUCAACUCUUCUCAGUGACUCAUGUUCAUCAAGCUUUUCAUGGUGGUGAGGAAGCUGCAGUUUCCUCUUCUUUACCUUUGGCAAAACGCAGUGUUUUAGGUGGCCUGUUACCCGAGUCUUUACUCUAUGUACUGGAACGUAGUGGUCCCACUGCAUUUGCAGCAGCAAUGGUUUCUGAUUCUGAUACUCCUGAGAUUAUAUGGACGCACAAGAUGCGAGCAGAAAAUCUAAUCCGCCAGGUUAUGCAGCAUCUUGGUGAUUUUCCACAGAAAUUGUCCCAGCAUUGUCACUCUUUAUAUGAUUAUGCUCCAAUGCCACCAGUGACGUAUCCAGAGCUGAAAGAUGAAAUGUGGUGUCACCGCUAUUACCUUAGAAACUUAUGUGACGAGAUUAGAUUUCCUAAUUGGCCUAUCGUUGAACAUGUUGAGUUCUUGCAAUCAUUGCUAAUAAUGUGGCGCGAAGAGUUAACACGAAGACCAAUGGAUCUUUCUGAAGAAGCAGCUUGCAGGAUACUGGAGAUUUCACUUGAAGAUGUAUCAAGAGAUGAUGCCCCUAAAAAACAAAAUUCUGAAGUGAUUGAGGGGAUUCCUAACAUAUCAAAGCAGAUUGAAUAUAUUGAUGAAGAAAAGCUCAAGAGGCAGUAUAGGAAACUUGCAAUGAAGUAUCAUCCUGACAAAAAUCCUGAAGGAAGAGAGAAGUUUCUUGCAGUGCAGAAAGCUUAUGAGCGCUUGCAGGUAACUAUGCAAGGGCUUCAAGGCCCCCAGCCUUGGAGGUUGUUGCUUUUGUUGAAAGGCCAAUGCAUACUUUAUAGGCGAUAUGGGGACGUACUGAAGCCGUUCAAAUAUGCUGGAUAUCCAAUGUUGUUGAAUACAAUUACAGUGGACAAAGAUGACAACAAUUUUCUUUCCUCUGAUCGAACACCUCUUCUUGUUGCAGCCUCAGAGCUUGUUUGGUUGACCUGUGCUUCUUCUUCGCUGAAUGGUGAAGAGCUUGUGAGAGAUGAUGGAAUACCACUACUUGCAACUCUUCUUACACGUUGCAUGUGUGUGGUCCAACCAACAACUCCUGCUACCGAACCAUCCACCAUCAUUGUUACCAAUGUCAUGCGAACCUUCUCUGUUUUGAGUCUGUUUGAUAGUGCCAGAACUGAGAUGCUUGAAUUUUCUGGUCUGGUUGAGGAUAUUGUGCAUUGUACUGAACUUGAGCUUGUGGAUGAUGCUGUUGAUGCUGCACUUCAGACUAUAGCUCAUGUUUCUGUAUCCUCUGAAUUUCAAGAUGCCUUACUAAAGGCUGGCGUGCUGUGGUACCUUAUACCACUAUUGCUUCAGUAUGAUUCUACUGCUGAGGAAUCAGAUAAGACACAGGCUCAUGGUGUUGGAACAAGUGUUCAGAUUGCAAAAAAUUUACAUGCUGUACAGGCAUCUCACUCCUUGUCAAGGCUUAGUGGUCUGGACACCAGUGACAAUCCUGCGCCCUAUAAUCAGGUUGCAGCUGAUGCCCUUAGAUCUUUGCUAACACCUAAACUUGCGAGUAUGCUGAAAGAUACACUACCCAAAGAUCUCUUAUCCAAAUUAAACUCAAGUUUGGAGACUCCUGAGAUAAUCUGGAACUCCUCAAUCCGAGCAGAACUAUUGAAAUUUGUGGACCAGCAGCGUGCAAACAAAGGUCCAGAUGGAUCAUAUGACCUAAAUGAGUCGCAUUCCUUUAUAUAUGAAGCAUUAUUGAAGGAACUUUAUAUUGGCAACGUAUACUUGAGAGUUUAUAAUGAUCAACCAGAUUUCGAAAUUAGUGAACCUGAGAUCUUCUGUAUUGCCCUUGUCGAUUUUAUAUCGCAUUUAGUUCAUGAUCGGCCUGCUGCAGAUUCAGGUAUUCACGUUAAUGGUGAUAUGACCACUGAAUCAUCUAUGGAGCAGCUUUCUUGUGAUGAUUCUUCUGAACCCAUUGAUAUGAAAAUCAUGGACAAGUCUGAACUUGAAUUGGUUAAGAGCCUUCAAUAUGCGCUGACUUCUCUUCAGCACUUAUUGACAAGUAAUCCCAACUUAGCCUCUAUGCUCUCCACAAAGGAAAAGUUACUGCCUCUUUUUGAAUGUUUCUCUCUUCCUGUUGCUUCAGCAAGCAACAUACCUCAGCUAUGUUUGAAUGUUCUGUCACGCUUGACAACAUAUGCUCCCUGCUUGGAGGCAAUGGUUGCGGAUGGUUCUAGUUUGCUUCUUUUAUUACAGAUGCUCCACUCAUCACCCAGCUGUCGUGAAGGAGCUCUUCAAGUUCUUUAUGCCUUGGCAAGCACACCGGAGCUUGCAUGGGCAGCAGCCAAACAUGGCGGGGUGGUCUACAUUCUUGAACUUCUGUUACCUUUGCAAGAAGAAAUUCCAUUGCAGCAAAGAGCAGCUGCUGCUUCAUUACUAGGGAAACUUGUUGGGCAGCCUAUGCAUGGGCCUAGGGUGGCAAUAACUCUUACUAGAUUUCUGCCAGAUGGCCUUGUGUCGGUCAUCAGAUAUGGUCCUGGUGAAAUGGUUGUGAGCGCUCUUGAACAAACAACAGAGACUCCAGAACUUGUAUGGACACCAGCAAUGGCUGCCUCACUUUCCGCACAAAUUGCAACAAUGGCUUCUGAUUUAUAUGGUGAACAGAUGAAAGGGCGUGUUGUUGAUUGGGAUGUCCCCGAACAGGCAUCCAGCCAACAGGAAAUGAAAGAUGAGCCUCAGGUUGGGGGAAUAUAUGUUAGGUUAUUCCUGAAAGAUCCUAAAUUCCCACUUAGAAAUCCAAAGAAAUUUCUUGAGGGGCUGCUGGAUCAGUAUCUUUCUUCGAUUGCUGCUACACAUUUUGAUGGCCAAGCUAUUGACAUUGAACUUCCUUUGCUACUUUCUGCUGCACUGGUUUCUUUACUGAGGGUAUACCCUGCUCUUGCGGAUCACGUUGGAUAUCUUGGUUAUAUACCCAAACUUGUGUCUGCAGUAGCUUAUGAAGGAAGAAGAGAAACAAUGGCCUCAGAAGAUAUGAGGACUAAUGAUUCUGAUCAAACCUAUGAAGCUGAGGAUGGAUCAAUACAGCAUACUACGCAAACUCCGCAGGAGCGUGUGCGCCUUAGUUGUUUACGUGUCCUACAUCAACUUGCAGCUAGUACCACAUGUGCAGAAGCUAUGGCGGCAACUAGUGCAGGGACUCCCCAGGUGGUUCCACUUCUGAUGAAAGCUAUUGGUUGGCAAGGUGGAAGUAUCCUUGCUCUCGAGACCUUGAAGCGAGUUGUAGUUGCGGGAAAUCGAGCAAGAGAUGCUCUAGUUGGCCAGGGUCUUAAGGUUGGCCUCGUUGAUGUUCUUCUUGGCCUUCUUGAUUGGAGAGCUGGGGGAAGAAAUGGAUUUUCUUCGCAGAUGAACUGGAAUGAGUCAGAAGCAUCAAUUAGCCGAGUUCUUGCAGUUGAGGUUCUACAUGCAUUUGCAACAGAAGGGGCCCACUGUACCAAAGUGCGUGACAUACUAAAUUCCUCUGAUGUUUGGAGUGCUUAUAAAGAUCAGAAACACGAUCUUUUUCUUCCUUCAAAUGCUCAAACUUCAGCGGCUGGCGUUGCUGGUCUAAUUGAAAGUUCCUCGUCCAGGAUGACUUAUUCGCUGACGGCUCCACCCCCACAACCUAGUCAGUCAAUACCUCCUUCCCCAGUCACAUCAGAUUCAAAUGAAAAGCUGGAUCAGAGAUGAUGUAUGCGCCUUACUCAAUAAAGUUUGUUCUUUUGAACCAGAUUAAUUUAAGAGAGUGUUCUGCUCCAAGGAAAGUUUCACUUCAUGAUAUGCCUUCAGGGCCACAUUUUUCUUCUUCUUCAUCUUAACUUGUGUAUAGGAUAUUGUACAGCUUUUGUGGGUGUAUAGUAGACGUCAAAUUUUGUAAAAGUUAUUUUGCUAUGCAUAUACGUGUGAUGGAGGUGAGUUUGAUGGGUUCAUGGUUCAUCCAUUUUGCUGGUUGUGUUACUUUAUGCUGGUGGUUUCUGAUU
Olea europaea var. sylvestris is the source of this 8366-nucleotide messenger RNA. RefSeq names its product dnaJ homolog subfamily C GRV2. The coding region runs from base 376 to 8076 and encodes 2566 amino acids. Gene Ontology annotation, biological process: endosome organization; receptor-mediated endocytosis; regulation of early endosome to late endosome transport. NCBI's taxonomy places the organism in Eukaryota, Viridiplantae, Streptophyta, Magnoliopsida, Lamiales, Oleaceae. The transcript has 22 exons. Gene Ontology annotation, cellular component: endosome membrane. The record is from RefSeq and is a predicted model, not a curated record.